Messenger RNA from Homarus americanus (American lobster), 2960 nucleotides. It is a transcript of the gene Mlh1, whose product is annotated as DNA mismatch repair protein Mlh1-like. Lineage: Eukaryota; Metazoa; Arthropoda; Malacostraca; Decapoda; Nephropidae. Gene Ontology annotation, cellular component: MutLalpha complex. Bases 140 to 2158 code for a protein of 672 amino acids. The transcript has 13 exons. Gene Ontology annotation, biological process: mismatch repair. Gene Ontology annotation, molecular function: ATP-dependent DNA damage sensor activity; mismatched DNA binding; ATP hydrolysis activity. The record is from RefSeq and is a predicted model, not a curated record.
GUCACCUCUUAAUCUCGCGGUAUUUUCUACAUGUAAACAAACAUUAACCUCCAAGGGUCAGCGGCAGUAUUACUCAGUGUCACUUCAUUGGCACUUCAUGGACUACAUCACCCGGCAGUGCCAUAGUAGAGUGUGAGUCAUGGAACCUGGUACAAUAAAAAAGCUCGAUGAAACUGUUGUUAAUCGCAUCGCUGCCGGUGAGGUGGUCCAGAGGCCUGCCAACGCCUUGAAGGAGAUGAUAGAGAACUGUCUUGAUGCUAAAGCGACUCAGAUACAGAUAACAGUGAAGCAGGGUGGCCUUAAAGUUCUCCAGAUACAAGAUAAUGGGACAGGCAUCAGAAAAGGCGAUCUUGAUAUUGUUUGUGAACGUUUUACAACCAGCAAGCUGCGAGAGUUUGGGGACCUGGCAUCCAUCAACACUUACGGAUUCCGAGGAGAAGCGUUGGCCUCCAUCAGUCACGUGGCGCACCUGACCAUCACCACACGUACCUGCGACUCCGUGUGUGCCUGGAAAACUUCGUACGUUGAUAGUAAGCCAGUGGGACCACCAAAGCCCUGUGCUGGCAACCAGGGAACGCAGAUAACUGUGGAGGAUCUGUUUUAUAAUGUGGCCACACGUAGGAAGGCCCUUAAGAGCGCCGCAGAAGAACAUGCCAAAGUAGCUGAGGUGGUGAGCAGGUAUGCUGUACACAAUUCCCGUGUGGGGUUCACACUCAAGAAGCAGGGGGACAAUGGUACAGACAUCCGCACUCCACCAAACUCCUCGGUUGUGGAUAACGUCCGCACCAUCUAUGGCCCAUCUGUUGCUCGGGAAUUGUUAGCACUGUCAAGUGAAGACCCAAAGCUCAAGUUCUCAGUGAAUGGUUGUAUUAGUAAUGCUAACUACUCUGUAAAGAAGUGCAUCUUUUUGCUCUUCAUUAAUCAUAGGUUGGUGGAGUCCACAGCACUGAGGAAAGCUAUUGAAACAGUGUAUGCCUCAUACCUGCCAAAGAACAGUCAUCCAUUCUUGUACCUGAGCCUGGAGAUUGACCCAAAGAAUGUUGACGUGAAUGUACAUCCCACAAAACAUGAAGUACACUUCCUACAUGAAGAUGCCAUUGUUGAAAAGGUCCAGCAAGCUGUAGAGUUAAAACUGCUUGGAUGUAACACUUCCAGGACAUUUUACACUCAGGCUUUACUCCCUGGUGCAAAUACAGUUCCUGCAGUGUCAGAGAAGAGCUCCAGUGAUAAAGAUGAUGGUGGAGGAGCGGAGAAGAAAGAGAAGGUUUAUGCGCACCAAAUGAUUCGUACAGACUCUCGUGACCAGAAAUUAGACAAGUUUCUCACAAAACCAUCAGUGAAUAAGAGUACAGGUGAUGAUGAAGACUUUGAGGAAGAUGAAAAAGGCAACUCUGGUACUGAAGAACAAAACAGACGUGAGAUAAAACUAACGAGUAUUGUAACGCUACGAGCCCAGACAGAGGCCAACUGUCAUGCUGGACUUCGUGAAUCUAUUAAGAAUAUGACAUUUGUGGGUUGUGUUAAUGCUGAAUAUGCUCUCAUCCAGCAUUUAAAUAAGCUGUACCUGACAAACACCACUUCCCUCAGUGAGGAAUUGUUCUACCAGAUUCUCCUGAAUGACUUUGGUAACUUCGGCAUCCUGAAGUUAUCGAGUCCAACGAGUCUAUACGACUUGGCCAUGCUUGCUGUUGACCAGGAAGAGAGCGGCUGGACAGAGGGAGAUGGGCCGAAGGAGGACUUGGCAACUUACAUGUCUGAUUUAAUACAGUCUCACAAAGAAAUGCUAGAUGACUACUUCAGUAUUCAAAUAGAUGAUAAAGGCAACAUCUGCACUUUGCCUUAUUUAUUAGAUGAUUAUGUACCAGCGAUGGAAGGUUUGCCAAUGUACAUUUUGCGCAUGGCAACAGAGGUGGAGUGGAAUAAUGAGCUUGAAUGUUUUCAGGCCUUUUGCCGGGAAACUGCAAAGUUUUUUGCUAUACACCGAAAUCAGGCAACCGAGGAAAAGGACGGUGAGAAUGGGUGGCGGUGGUCAACGGAGCACCUUGUGUACCCAGCUAUGAGGAAGACACUGCAGCCUCCACAACAUUUUGCACAGGACACAACUUUCCUUCAAAUUGCAAAUCUCACAGAGUUAUACAGGGUCUUUGAAAGAUGUUAGUUUUAUAAUUUUACCAAAGUUGUCAUUGUUAUUUUAUACAGCAUAAUUAAAUACUGUAGUGUAGGUGUGAUACACAGCAUUAAUCUCCCGAGUCCUUUACUGAAUGUGGGAUUCUAUAUUAUUUGUUUAAGUGAUGGGAUGUUUGAGUAUGAAAGUUUUAAUACAAAUCCAUGAUAAUAAUACAUCAUGAUAAAUAAACUGUAUUCAUAUUCCAGCAUAUUCCCCUAAGUUUAAUAUAUCCUUAAGAGUCAAUACUGUUCCGGGUUGAGUAAUAACAUGUACCACACUCCUAAUUUUGACCACCACAUUUUUUCAGGCCAGUUAUAUUUAAAUGACAGAAGCUUUUAAAAAAGUUUCCUGUGAUUUGCUUUACAGUUAUAACUAAACCUAAUGUCUUUGGUUAAUUUGUCAGCUAGAGUGAAAAACUCCUGUACAGUACAGUACUCACCUCACCAGUCUUCAGUUCAUUUUCAUGCCCCACACAAGCAGUGGUUUGAGGCCUUCAUUGAGUUGACCAUUCUUGAAGGUUGAGUUAAGAGAGAAAAAUAUAGAGGAUGGCAAAUGCUCUAUUUCAUCUACAUCAUGUCUGGCAGUUUACAUUAUUUACAAUACAACAGACUGUACAUUUCACACAUGAAAUAUUUGAGAUUAUAUGAAAAUUGAAAUGAUUACAUAAAUGCUGAAGAAUUCUCAUCACAAAAUGUAUAGUAUUUACAUAUAAACUUAUUACAAGAUAAACAUUUACAGCACACUUUUUACAAUGAAACUAAUGACUCCUUACCAAUAUAAAAAAAAAAAACAC